AGGUCGCCGUGCGCGGUGUGGGGACUGUAGUGGCCGUCGGGACUGUCAUAGACGCCCCCCCCAACGGCCCCCCGAGGACCGGGGGCGUCCAGCCGGGGCCCGCGCGGGAUCGGCAGCUGUGGAAACUAAAGCAUCAGUAGUGGACGACUCACCCCUUGGCCAGACCGAGUCCAGACACUGAAGUCUCCCGUUCCGGUCCUCCGUCUGCUGGGCUGGGGCCUCUCGAACACACCUCCGGACUACAAUGCAGCUGGGCCCGGCCCCGCGGAGCCUCCUGGUCCCCCUGCUCUGCCUUCUGGCCGCCGCUCCCAGGAUCGAUGCCUCCUCCCCCGGGCACCCGCCGGCCGUCUCGGCCGCCUCUUUCCUUCGGGACCUCAUGCAGCGCUACGGCGAGGCUGACAGCCUGAGCCUGCGGCAGCUCAAGGCCCUGCUGAACCACCUGGACGUAGGCGUGGGGCGAGACAACGUCUCCCAGCCCCACCAGGAGCCGAGGAAUCUCUCCAAGUGCUUCAGCUCCAACGCCCUGUUUGCCGCCCACAACUUGAGUCAUCAGUCGAAGAUCAGUGAGGCUGAAUUCCAGGAGUUCUGUCCCACCAUCCUCCAGCAGCUGGACUCCCGGGCCUGUGCCUCCGAGAACCUGGAGAAUGAAGAGAACGAGCAGACGGAGGAGGGGAAGCCGACUUCUGCUGAAGUGUGGGGCUUUGGUUUCCUCAGUGUGUCACUGAUUAACCUGGCCUCGCUCCUGGGAGCUCUCGUCCUGCCCUGCACAGAGAAGACCUUUUUCAGCCGCAUCCUCACUUAUUUCAUCGCCCUGUCCAUUGGAACGUUGUUCUCUAACGCGCUCUUCCAGCUGAUCCCAGAGGCGUUUGGGUUCAACCCUCUAGAGGAUUAUUAUGUCUCCAAAUCGGCGGUGGUGUUUGGGGGCUUCUACCUCUUCUUCUUCACAGAGAAGAUCCUGAAGAUGCUCCUCAAGCAGAAGGACCAGCAACACCACGGUCACAGCCACUACGUCUCCGAGCCCCUCCCUUCCAAGAAGGACCAGGAGGAGGGAGUGACUGAGAAGCUGCAAAAUGGAGACUUGGAUCACAUGAUCCCCCAGCACCGGGACAGCGAGCUGGACAACAAAAACCCAGCGGUGGAUGAGAAAGCCAUCGUGGGCUCACUGUCCGUCCAGGACCUGCAGGCUUCCCAGAGUGCUUGCUAUUGGCUGAAAGGGGUCCGCUACUCAGACAUCGGCACCUUGGCCUGGAUGAUCACCCUGAGCGACGGGCUCCACAACUUCAUCGACGGCUUGGCCAUCGGCGCCUCCUUCACCGUGUCUGUUUUCCAAGGCAUCAGCACCUCCGUGGCCAUCCUCUGCGAGGAGUUUCCCCAUGAGUUGGGAGACUUUGUGAUCCUGCUGAACGCUGGGAUGAGCAUCCAGCAGGCUCUCUUCUUCAACUUCCUCUCUGCCUGCUGCUGCUAUCUGGGUCUGGCUUUUGGGAUCUUGGCCGGCAGCCACUUUUCUGCCAACUGGAUCUUCGCUCUGGCCGGGGGAAUGUUCCUGUACAUCGCCCUGGCCGACAUGUUCCCUGAGAUGAACGAAGUCUGUCGAGAGGACGAAGGGAAUGGCAGCGUCCUGAUCCCCUUUGCCAUCCAGAACCUGGGCCUGCUGACCGGCUUCACCAUCAUGCUGCUUCUCACCAUGUAUUCGGGGCAGAUUCAGAUCGGUUAGGAGCGGGCCGGGGAGCAGCGGGAUCGGGGAUGGAACCCGUGGCUUUCUGCCCGGCGGACACGGCACCGGUAUGAAGACUCGACGCUGCAAAGGCACUACGGAAGAGGCAUUUCCGCCCAGACCCAUUCCCCAGACGGUACUCGGUAUUAGAUGUCGACCGUUUAAAUUUCACCUCCUAGAAGUAAACCGCCCCGAUAGCUAGUCUCUAGGUAGUGCUGCCUUUAUCCUCUGGCCUCUCCCUCACCCGACUUGCCCCAGAACGACUGUAAGGAGAGGCAGACCAACGUCUCUCGCUCUUGGAUCGAGGCAGCCGGCAACGGAAGCGAGCGGUCCGGACCCCCGUAUCCUCUUGAGCCUGCAAGCAUCCCGGGCCCGACGAGGCCAACGUCUAACCAUUGGAGCUCUUGGAAGGGUAGCGAUGGGACCAAACAUCCAUCCUGCCCCUAAACCUGUUUGGAGAAGACGCAGGAGCCGAGAGCUCCGGUUUUCCACCGAUUUGGUUCCUUCAGAUACCGUCACCUCAUCGGCUCUGGUGGCUUUCGAAGGAGGCGGGAGCCGAGGGACCUGCUUGCUGUAAGAGCCUUUGGCAGGGAGGGCGAAAGGAAAAAACAGGGUUCUGAAGGGGAAGGCAGAGCAAUGUCACUGGCACUGGGUUCCUACGUUCCUGCAGGACCUUUUGGGCCCCAAAUUUGGGCCAGGAGCCCUGGUCCGUUGUGGCUUUUCACCUUUUCCAGCAAAGUAGCCGAUCACUAGAUAUGAUUUUAACCUUUUUCUCACAGGCAGAGCGGAGGGGGAUUUUUGCCCAUCCUAAGGGAGAUUCUCGAUCGCCUCCUCAGAAGCCAGUCGGGGGGUAUGGACGGGGGCGGGUCUCUCGGAGGGUAGAAGAAUGCACAAAUCCACCUCUUCCGUCUGCCUCCCCCCUCUAACUGGCUCUGAUCGAAGUUUACCGUUCUCAACAAGGUGAGGGGGACCGAAACGCGGAAAGGGAGAGCCGAGGUGCGGGGCCGUCCACGGAAGCGUGUCAGCGGCUAGCCAUUGUGAAGAGCGAGAACCCCCGUUCUGCCUCUCGAGCGGUACAGAGGACCGUGCUCACACUGUGAAUGUGUUUUAAAAUGUCACUGUGGAUCGUAUAGUCUUUAAAAGAAGCCAGAGCAGUUCUGAGGCUGGUUACGCUCGAACUCGCUUUAGAAGAUGGGUGUGCCGACUGUAAAGCUCCGUUCCAGCUUUAAGGCCGCGGUGGGGAGGGGGGUCUUCGGAGAUCUGACUUCAGGGAGAGCUGUUCCCAGGUUCACUAGGUGAAUUCCUUUAUUAUUAUCAUAUUGAUAAUGUCUAAUUCUUCAGCUUGAUUGGGCCGUGAAGACCUCUGAAUCCCUUCAGGCAGUACCCCACAGCGGCUGUGCGUGGACAGACCUUUUUGCUCAAUUUGGAGGGGUGGGAGUUCAUUGCCGGCAUCGAUGAGUUGCUAUGUGUGUGUUUUUGUUUUUUUAAAACUAUCUAUGUCCUUUAUACAUGUCUAAGGGAAUAGCUAUAGGCUUGGUCAUAUGGCGGUCCAUCAUUUUUCCAUUUCAGUUGUUAAAAGCAGCUUUUUCUUCGUCUUUCCGGGGACUGUGAAUCACCCUAGGAAGAACCAUGUGAGAGCGAGCUGUAGCUGCUAUUUUCCCAAGAGUUAUGUUGUAUUGUACUUUCCCGAGCACUUAAUACGGUGCUCUGCACACAGUAAGUGCUCAGUGAAUACCGUUGAAUGAUUGAUGGAUUGCCGUGACUAGGAUAGGAGGCCGUCUGAGCCCCUGGGGAGAUGAUUGACGCAAAUGGUGAGGUGAUGUGGCAGAAAAACGGUCUAGUUUAACAGCCAGCCCCCUCCUUGCAUGUCGAGUACUUUCUUAAAAAUAUUUUUUUUAUUAAUGCCCUCGUUCUUUUGUCCACCUCCCCUUCCCUCGAAAGUCAUUUUAAGAUUGGAAGAAAUGGGCGUGGCUGCAGACCCUGGUUUGACAGAGAACCAGCUGAAAAUACGGCCACCUAAACCUGAACUCCAGAAGGCUUGCCUUACCUAAGCCAUCCCGGUGUUUUAAGUGAGCAGGAGGGUCCCUCUCUUGGUCCUGGCCUUCUCCUCCCACGGAAACACCAAAACCCGGGGCUCCGAGUUUAGAGUUAAUCUGCGCAGAGAACACAACAGGUCGCAUUUUCAUUUUCAACCGGCAAAGCAGUACACCACUUUUUUCCGUGCUUCCAUUUGUAAACCGGCCCCGCCUUGCCUAGUGCUACCAUCAGAGAAGUUCCCUUUUUCCCUGGAAAUGGUGGAGGCCGAUCAUAUUCCGUGGGGUGAGGUAGAGGAUGGGGGAUGAGCUUCCCGUGGUCAGCUGACGGAUCCGCCUGACGUGUUGAAGUUUGGCUGUAUUUGCACUGGCUUGAAACACACUGACAUUCAAUAUGCAAUUUCCUCUGGGCUCUUAAGUGUUGAAUUUGCUGUUUUAAGCAUUUGGAUGUGUAUAUAAAGCCCUACCCGGUUGAGUAGCCCUCCGUUUCCGUCUCUCCCAUAAUCCAUCCUCGAAUAAACCAUCUUCCGAUGAGGUGCGCUUAGUACAGUGCCCUGCACACAGUAAGCGCUCAAUAAAUGCAAUUGACCGAUCGAUCUUCCGAUGAGAUGGUCGUGAGCUAAACAGUUGCCGGACAGGAGAAGAUGGAAGCGAUCUCCGACGGGAUUAAUGGUGGGGGGAAAAAAUCAUACUACAAGUGAGAGCAAAGGAAAAACCCUGAAAGCUGGGAGGUUGAAUUUUGUCGUUCGCAUUGCCCUUGACGGUUAAGACGAGAGCCAUUCCAUCACAGUAUUUUUUGGGUAACUCAGGUGUCGAAGAACAAAAUAAGGACGGAGAAGAUAACACGAUGUGGACUGUAAAGAUGUUCUUUGUAAGACUGGAUAAAUAAAACUAUAUUCCGUAAAGGU
Tachyglossus aculeatus (Australian echidna) is the source of this 4655-nucleotide messenger RNA. RefSeq names its product solute carrier family 39 member 14 (gene SLC39A14). Gene Ontology annotation, cellular component: membrane. The transcript is spliced from 10 exons. Gene Ontology annotation, biological process: zinc ion import across plasma membrane; intracellular zinc ion homeostasis. NCBI's taxonomy places the organism in Eukaryota, Metazoa, Chordata, Mammalia, Monotremata, Tachyglossidae. Gene Ontology annotation, molecular function: zinc ion transmembrane transporter activity. Bases 245 to 1714 code for a protein of 489 amino acids. The record is from RefSeq and is a predicted model, not a curated record.